AUGCUACUCCUCAGGGGUCUUCUCUUUCUCCUCUUUGUGACGGCUGGACGGACAGAGGACCAAACCGGGUCGGGCAAAGACGUCGGGCGUAUGUGUGCACACCCCGGAAUUCCAGGCAGCCCGGGGCACAACGGAAUGCCGGGUCGCGACGGCCGGGAUGGAGCCAAAGGCGAGAAAGGAGAUCGAGGUGAAAUCGGGACGUGUGGAGAUGCAGGAAAAGCGGGUCCAAAAGGUGAUAGAGGAGAACCAGGUGAACAAGGUGCUGCAGGUGUGAAGGGAAGACGUGGGGAGAACGGGGAACGAGGGCCACCUGGUAAAAUGGGUCCCCAAGGCUUCCCGGGUCCUCUCGGGUUAAAAGGUCAAAAGGGAGAGGUGGGUGAGCAAGGGCCACAGGGCCCCAAAGGAGAUCUGGGCCCAGAGGGUCCACAAGGACCUCAGGGUUUGAUCGGACAUCCUGGGGAAAAAGGGAUCCAGGGUCCUAUGGGCCCCCCAGGUCGUCCGGGCUCCAAGGGUGACCUUGGCCCCCCUGGUCAAAGGGGGAGCAUCGGCGUCCGCGGCGACAAAGGGUCAAAGGGCAACGUCGGCGAGAGCGGCCCGAAGGGAGACACGCCGGAGGUGCCCAAGAGCGCCUUCUCGGCCGGCCUGACGGAGCACACGAAGCUGCCGUCCGCCAACGCGCCGAUCCAGUUCGACAAAGUCAUCUACAACCGGCAGGGGCACUACGACCCCGCCAGCGGCAGGUUCACCUGCGCCAUCCCCGGGGCUUACUACUUCACGUACCACAUCACCGUGUUCUCCCGCAACGUCAAAGUGGCCCUGAUGAAGAACGGCCAAAAAGUGAUCCACACGAUGGACAACUACCAGACCAGCGAGGACCAGGCGGCAGGGGGGACGGUGCUGGAACUGGACGCAGGUGACAAGGUGUGGCUGCAGGUGGCCGGGGGUCAUCUCUUCAACGGACUGUACGCGGAUGAGGAUGACGACACGGUCUUCUCCGGGUUUUUACUUCCUCUGGACUCUGAUUGGGUCUUAUCGCUGUGGUCGCCUUGUGGCCAAACCGCAGAACGUAACUGGUUCUGUUUCUCCGCCCCUAAACGCAAUCGCCGCAACAAGUGCAUUGAUGCCAUCCAAUAA
Messenger RNA from Chanos chanos (milkfish), 1134 nucleotides. RefSeq names its product C1q and TNF related 9 (gene c1qtnf9). The record is from RefSeq and is a predicted model, not a curated record. Gene Ontology annotation, molecular function: protein binding. The coding region runs from base 1 to 1134 and encodes 377 amino acids. Lineage: Eukaryota; Metazoa; Chordata; Actinopteri; Gonorynchiformes; Chanidae. The transcript has 4 exons.